Messenger RNA from Seriola aureovittata, 3369 nucleotides. RefSeq names its product protocadherin gamma-B1-like. Lineage: Eukaryota; Metazoa; Chordata; Actinopteri; Carangiformes; Carangidae. Gene Ontology annotation, molecular function: calcium ion binding. The record is from RefSeq and is a predicted model, not a curated record. The transcript has 3 exons. Gene Ontology annotation, cellular component: plasma membrane. The coding region runs from base 1 to 3369 and encodes 1122 amino acids. Gene Ontology annotation, biological process: homophilic cell-cell adhesion.
AUGACAAUGGAAGGUUUUAUCUGUUCUCAACAUUGGAAAAGGUACGUGCCGGCAGUUCUUCUUUUUCUUGCCACCUUGAAUUCCACUUCAGCCGUAACACACUAUUCUGUCCCCGAGGAACUCGAAGAAGGCUCUGUCGUUGCAAAUUUAGUUGGAGAUUUGGGACUAGAUGUGAAGACGUUAGUCGAACGGAAAAUGCGCAUUGAGAUAAUUGCCAAUAGGAAAUAUCUGGACGUGAACAAAGAAACGGGAGAGCUGUACAUUGUUGAACGAAUUGACAGAGAAUCUCUUUGUCCCGCAAAGACAUCCUGUUAUCUGAAAAUGGAAGCAAUAAUUGAAAACCCCAAACGAAUAUUUUACAUCGAAUUAGAGAUACUGGACAUAAACGACAACGCACCUCACUUUAGAAGAGACACCAUAGAUUUAGAUAUUUCAGAAGCUACACAACCUGGUGAGCGUUUUUCUGUAAGCAAUGCAGUUGACCAAGACGUUGGUUCAAACUCUGUAAAAACAUACCGCUUGAGUGAAAGUGAUUAUUUCACAACCGAGAUUCAAACGGGAAGAGAUGGAUCUAAAUUUGCUGACUUGAUCCUGAAAAAAAAAUUAGACCGAGAGCAGCAGGCUGUUCAUUAUUUAAUACUUACAGCAGUAGAUGGCGGUAUGCCAUCUCGUUCUGGUACUGCCAGCAUUAUAGUUCAUGUUUUGGACACAAAUGACAACGCCCCUACAUUUGAUGAAGACAGCCACAACAUCACUAUAAUGGAAAAUUCUCCCACUGGAAGUCUUGUUAUUCACCUCAAUGCAACUGAUAUGGAUGAAGGGUCUAAUUCCGAUUUAAUAUACUCAUAUAGUUUGUAUACGUCGGAGAAAACCCAAGAGACGUUUAAUUUAAACCCAAGUACAGGUGAGAUUACUGUAAAAGGAGUGUUAAAUUAUGAAGAUGUCAGGAUUUAUGAUAUGGAAGUUAUUGCAACUGAUAAAGGAGCCAAUGCUUUGUCAGGACAAUGUAAACUGAAAAUUUUUGUGGAGGACAUGAAUGACAAUCACCCAGAAAUAUCUAUUAAAUCAUUUCAGAGUCCAGUCAAUGAAAACAUAGAAUUAGACACAGUGAUAGCUGUAGUUAGUGUGAGUGAUAAAGACUCAGGUGACAAUGGAGUGGUUGAUCUUCAUAUUCCAGAUAAUAUGCCUUUCAAACUGAGAGAAUCAUCUGAUAACUAUUAUGAAUUAGUGGUGUCAGAGCCGUUAGACCGUGAGAAGGUUCCAGAAUAUGACAUCACUUUCACUGUUACAGACAGAGGUUCUCCUCCUUUAUCUGACAAUGAAACUAUGACUUUAGAGCUGCUAGAUGUUAAUGACAAUGUUCCACAGUUCCCUCAGUCAUUUUCUACUAUACGUGUAAUGGAGAAUAACGCACCUGGGGCCCUGCUCAGUUCACUCACUGCCUUUGACCCUGACCUCCAUGAAAACCAGUAUCUAGUUUAUUUCAUCCUAGAGAAAGAGAUAGCCAACACCUCCAUGUCCAUGCUGUUCUCCAUCAAUCCAGAAAACGGUAAUCUUUACGCACUAAAAACUUUUGACUAUGAGAUCGAGAAGGAGUUUCUUUUCCACAUUGAGGCCAGAGACUCUGGCUCUCCUCCACUCAGCAGUAACGUGAUUGUUCACAUCAUUAUUGUGGACCAGAAUGACAACGCUCCAGUUAUUGUCUCUCCGUGGCGCGCGCACGGCUCAGUGGUGGAGGAAAAGAUCCCCAGAUCCACCGAUAAAGGCUCUCUGGUUGCCAAGGUGAUAGCCUUAGACACAGACUCGGUGCACAACUCUCGGAUUACCUACCAGUUUCUACAAGUGACUGACGCCACCUUGUUCAGUCUGGAUCAAUACAACGGAGAGAUCCGGACUAUGAGGAUGUUCAGUUACAGAGAUCCACGCCACCAGAGACUGGUUGUUGUUGCCAAGGACAACGGGGAGCCGGCUCUCUCUGCUACAGUCACCAUCAAGCUGUCCACAGUGGAGACUGCUGUUAAGGCCUACUCUGACAUGACUGAGGUGCCUCUAGAGUAUGACAUCUUCUCAGACCUCAACCUGUACUUGGUGAUCGGUCUGGGCUCGGUGUCAUUUCUCCUGCUCAUCACCAUAUUGGUCACCAUCGUGCUCAAGUGCCAGAAACCCAAACCCAGCAAAGCAGCUCCUCCCUGCAGGAACAGCGUGAUCAGUGAGAGGAACUCAACCAUCGCAGAUUCCACUCUGGUCUCCAACGAUGCCUACUGGUACAGUCUGUUUCUAGCAGAGACCAGGAAAGGAAAGCUGGUGGUCAGACAGCCUGUGCCAAAGGGCUCCAGAUACAUCGUGUCCAGUAUACCAAGAGGCACAGGAGUGACAGACACUAGUGACUCAGCAGCUUCCACUCUGCAGGUAGGAAUCAAAUGCUAUCUAGUUUAUUUCAUCCUAGAGAAGGAGAUAGCCAACACCUCCAUGUCCAUGCUGUUCUCCAUCAAUCCAGAGAACGGUAAUCUUUACGCACUAAAAACUUUUGACUAUGAGAUCGAGAAGGAGUUUCUUUUCCACAUUGAGGCCAGAGACUCUGGCUCUCCUCCACUCAGCAGUAAUGUGACCAUUCACAUCAUUAUUGUGGACCAGAAUGACAACGCUCCGGUUAUUGUCUCUCCGUGGCGAGCCCACGGCUCAGUGGUGGAGGAAAAGAUCCCCAGAUCCACAGAUAAAGGCUCUCUGGUUGCCAAGGUGAUAGCUUUAGACACCGACUCAGUGCACAACUCUCGGAUUACCUACCAGUUUCUACAAGUGACUGACGCCACCUUGUUCAGUCUGGAUCAAUACAACGGAGAGAUCCGGACUAUGAGGAUGUUCAGUUACAGAGAUCCGCGCCAUCAGAGACUGGUUGUUGUUGCCAAGGACAACGGGGAACCUGCUCUCUCUGCUACAGUCACCAUCAAGCUGUCCACAGUGGAGACUGCUGUUAAGGCCUACUCUGACAUGACUGAGGUUCCUCUAGAGUAUGACAUCUUCUCAGACCUCAACCUGUACUUGGUGAUCGGUCUGGGCUCAGUGUCAUUUCUCCUGCUCAUCACCAUAUUGGUCACCAUCGUGCUCAAGUGCCAGAAACCCAAACCCAGCAAAGCAGCUCCUCCCUGCAGGAACAGUGUGAUCAGUGAGAGGAACUCCACCAUCGCAGAUUCCACUCUGGUGUCCAACGAUGCCUACUGGUACAGUCUGUUUCUAGCAGAGACCAGGAAAGGAAAACUGGUGGUCAGACAGCCUGUGCCAAAGGGCUCCAGAUACAUCGUGUCCAGUAUACCAAGAGGCACAGGAGUGACAGACACUAGUGACUCAGCAGCUUCAACUCUGCAGUACUGA